Messenger RNA from Colius striatus (speckled mousebird), 4126 nucleotides. It is a transcript of the gene TNK2, whose product is annotated as tyrosine kinase non receptor 2. NCBI's taxonomy places the organism in Eukaryota, Metazoa, Chordata, Aves, Coliiformes, Coliidae. Gene Ontology annotation, biological process: regulation of keratinocyte differentiation; signal transduction; protein phosphorylation. The record is from RefSeq and is a predicted model, not a curated record. Bases 700 to 3825 code for a protein of 1041 amino acids. Gene Ontology annotation, cellular component: extrinsic component of cytoplasmic side of plasma membrane. The transcript is spliced from 17 exons. Gene Ontology annotation, molecular function: ATP binding; protein tyrosine kinase activity; protein serine/threonine/tyrosine kinase activity.
CCGGGGCGCAGCCCCCGCGGCGGGCGCGGGCGGCGGUGCGGGGAGUGCAGGAGCACGGGCCUAAAGCCCGGCAGGAGCAGGGCCUGAGCCGGCGGGCGCAGCAGGAGCGGGGCGGGGGGUGGCGGCGCGAAGGGAGCCCCCCGGCCCGUGCCCGCUGGUGGGUGCGGCGAGGCCGGCAGGAGGAGGGGGAGGCCCGCGGCGGCGUGCAGGAGGAGGGCGAGCUCUACCGAGGCGAGCAGGAGCACCCCGGCAGCACCCUCGGCCCGCGGACCCCGGCCCAGCGCCAGAGCCGCAGGAGGGCCGCCCGGGUGUGAGGCCGGACCCGGUGCCCCGUGCCCACCGCCCCAGGGGGACGCUCCCCGGGACCCCCCUCCCCCGGCAGUUGCAGAUCGGCGCCUCGGCCGUGGGUCGCGCAUCCCGGCCGGCAUGCCGGCCCGCCGGAGCAUCGCCCUGCCCGGCCUCUCCCUGCGGUGACGCUGCGAACCCGGCGCAGGAUGCGGCGGCAGUGCCGGUGAGCACAGAGGGGGACGCCGUGGCCGGUGUCACCGCAGCCCCGCCAGCCCCAUGGCCGAGCCCUGAUGCCAUGCCCCCCGGCACACCCCCUGGCACACCUCCUGGCUCGCUGUAACGCCGGGGCUGGCACUGCCGAGGGACCCCCGCAGCUGUGCCGCCGCCGCAGCCCAGAGGCUGAGCUGUAGCAUGCAGGCAGAGGAGGGCACAGACUGGCUGCUGGAGCUGCUCACUGAGCUGCAGCUGCAGCAGUACUUCCUGCGCAUCCGGGACGAGCUCAACGUCACCCGCCUCUCCCACUUCGAGUACGUCAAAAAUGAGGAUCUGGAGAAGAUUGGCAUGGGACGCCCCGGCCAGCGGCGGCUGUGGGAGGCGGUGAAGCGGAGGAAAGCCAUGUGCAAGCGGAAAUCCUGGAUGAGCAAGGUGUUCAGCGGGAAGCGCCCCGAGUCCGAGCUGCCGCCGCAGCCGCAGAGCACCUUCCGCAAGGCCCCGACGCCGCCACCGCCCGAGGCCGGGGGCCAGCACUCCCUCACCUGCCUCGUGCGGGAGCGGGACCUCUCGCUCUUCGAGAAGCUGGGUGACGGCUCCUUCGGUGUAGUGCGCCGCGGCGAGUGGUGCACGCCUGCCGGCAAGACGCUGAAUGUGGCGGUCAAGUGCCUCAAGACAGAUGUGUUGAGCCAGCCGGAGGCGCUGGAUGACUUCAUCCGGGAGGUGAACGCCAUGCACUCCCUGGACCACAAGAACCUCAUCCGCCUCUAUGGCGUGGUGCUCUCCCACCCCAUGAAGAUGGUGACAGAGCUGGCCCCGCUGGGCUCCCUCCUGGACCGCCUGCGGAAGAACCAGGGCCAUUUCCUCAUCUCCACCCUCUGCCAGUACGCCAUCCAGGUGGCCAAGGGCAUGGCCUACCUGGAGUCCAAGCGCUUCAUCCAUCGCGACCUGGCCGCCCGCAACAUCCUUCUGGCCUCCAACGAGCUGGUCAAGAUCGGGGACUUUGGGCUGAUGCGAGCCCUGCCCAAGAAUGACGACCACUACGUGAUGCAGGAACACCGCAAAGUCCCCUUCGCCUGGUGUGCUCCCGAAAGCCUGAAGACACGCACCUUCUCCCAUGCCAGUGAUACCUGGAUGUUUGGGGUGACCCUCUGGGAGAUGUUCACCUAUGGGCAGGAGCCUUGGAUCGGCCUCAAUGGCAGCCAGAUCCUGCACAAGAUAGACAAGGAGGGUGAGAGGCUGCCACGGCCUGAGGACUGUCCCCAGGAUGUCUACAAUGUCAUGCUGCAGUGCUGGGCACACAAGCCUGAGGACCGACCCACCUUCGUGGCUCUGCGGGACUUCUUGGUGGAGGCUCAGCCCACUGACAUGAGGGCGCUGCAGGACUUUGAGGAGCCCGACAAGCUGCACAUCCAGAUGAACGACAUCAUCACAGUCAUCGAGGGCAGGGCUGAGAUUUACUGGUGGCGGGGUCAGAACAAACGGACCCUAAAAGUGGGCCAGUUCCCCCGAAACACGGUGACCUCUGUGGCGGGGCUGUCAGCCCACGACAUCAGCCAGCCGCUUAAAAACAGCUUCAUCCACACAGGCCAUGGAGACACCAACCCGCAGCACUGCUGGGGGUUUCCCGAUAAAAUUGAUGAGCUGUACCUGGGAAAUCCCAUGGACCCUCCUGACAUUUUAGGUGUGGACCCAAGCGCUGCCAGACCCACCCAGCUUCCAGGCAGGGCUAAAAGGCAGCCGCCUCCACGCCCGCCUCAGCCUUCCGUCUUGCUCACCAAGCCCUUCUACGACCCAGUCAGUGAGGAGGAGGAGGGUCUGCCAGGGGGCCUCCGGAAGCUCUGCCUGAAGAAGCCGGGCACAGGGAAGGGUCUGCGACCGGUCAAGCCCUCAGCACGGGUGCCGGGCACCAAGGUGGGCGAGCGGCAAUCCGGCCGGGCAGCGGGCGAGGGACCGGCAGGCAGCGAGGUGACCCUCAUCGAUUUUGGGGAGGAAGUGCCUCAAGGUAGCCCAUCGCCAGUGGGGGAGCUGACGGCCCCGUCAUUGGUCAAGCUGGCCAUGGAGGCCUUCUCCUUGCUGGACAAGACCCCUCCGCAGAGCCCCACGCGGGCUCUACCCCGGCCCCUCCACCCCACGCCAGUGGUGGACUGGGACGCCCGCCCCUUGCCCCCACCGCCUGCCUACGAUGACGUAGCGCAGGACGAGGACGACUUCGAGGUCUGCUCCAUCACCAGCCCCCCAAGCCGGCGGGGCAAGACCAACUAUGGCUUCGUGGAUGAGGGUGAGCGGGGACCAGUGUUGGAGGACAACCUCUUCCUGCCCCCUAAGGAGACCAAGCAGCCCAGCCUGACGCAGACCACCGAGCUCUUUGAGGAGCUGCAGCAAGAGUGCAUGAAGAGACUCAACGUCCCUUUGGGACAGGCUGCCCCCACUGAUGACAAGCCCCAAAUCCCACCCCGCGUCCCCAUCCCGCCCCGGCCCCUGCGCCGCAAUGAGCCCGGGCGCUGGUCAGGGGAGCUUUCCCCGGCCUCGGGGGGCGAGGAGGACCGGCCGCCCCAGAUUCCCCCCCGGGACCCACUGUCACAGCCCACCUCGCGGACACCCAGCCCCAUGGCCCUGCAGGUGGGCUCUCCCCAGCAACGUGCCACCCUCUGCUCCUGCCUCUCCACCUCGCCAGGGAAGCCCAUGCCCACCACGCAGAGCUUUGCCCUUGACCCCAAGUACGCCACCCCCAAGGUCAUCCAGGCGCAGGGCAAGGACUGCUCCAAGGGACCCUGUAUCCUGCCCAUCGUGAAGGACGGGCAGAAGGUCAGCAGCACGCACUACUACCUGCUGCCCGAGCGUCCUGCCUACCUGGACAAGUAUGAGAAGUUUUUCAAGGAGGCCAAAAGCCCCGAGGAGGUGCCGACAUCCCGCCUGGUCACCACAGCCACCGUCCGCCCCAUGGUGCAGCAGCCGCCGCCGGACUGCAAAGCCAACUUCUCCUCCAACAACAGCAACCCCGGGCCCAAGUGCCUGGUGAAAGCCUCCUGCAGCCUCCAGAAGAUCGUCUACGACGGGCUGGAUGGCUGCCGCCCCGCUGACAAGAUCCGGCUGGUGCAGGAUACGGUGCACGGUGUGACCACCGAGGAGUGCCAGGCAGCCCUGCAGAACCAUGGCUGGAGCGUCCAACGAGCCAUCCAGUACCUGAAGGUGGAGCAGCUCUUCUGCCUGGGGCUAAAGUCCCGCGUCGAGUGCCACCGGGUGCUGGAGAUGUUCGACUGGAACCUGGCCCAGGCCAGCUCCCACCUCCUCGACCCCUACAGCACCGCCCGCCAGAAGCGGUGACAGUGGGCCCGGGGUGAGCUGUGUCGGAUCCAGAGCAGCAUCUCGCCGUGGGGCCACUCCUGCAGUGCCCACUCCCACCCAUACAACCUGCUGCUGGACUCUGGACUGAGCAUCCCUGCCUUGGGGGACAGGGACACCCCAAAAGGGAGCCUGCCUAGCGCCCCAGGCCUGCCACGGUGUCUGCACCCUGACUUUUGGCGAUGGGCUCCAUCCCCUGGCUCCUUGUUGAAUUGUUUUUGUAAAGAGAAAUGUAAUUUUAAUAUAUAUAUUAUAUAUAUAUAUAAAGAAAGUAUUCUAUGGA